AUGGGUGAAAGCGCAGGUGGUGGCCUCGCUGCAGCCAUCGCCAUCCUCGCCAGGGACAGAGAGUUAUCUCCUCCCCUAGCCAAACAGAUUCUUGUCUAUCCUAUGCUUGAUGACCGUACCGACAAGGACCUCACUGGCGGCCUCGCGAUCUUUGGGCACCAAGAUGUCUUGACGGGCUGGAUGUCAUACUUGGGAGAUAUUUACAAAGCCGAUAAAGUGCCGCCAAUCGCUGCACCAGCGCGUCUUGAGGCUUUCGAGGGUCUUGCUCCUCUGUACCUGGAUUGCGGUGGGCUCGACAUGUUUCUCCGAAAGGAUGUUGCUUAUGCUCAACGGUUCAUCGAGGCCGGUAUUACUACUGAGCUUCACAUUUAUCAAGGUGUUCCGCACGCUUUUCAGCGGUUUGCACCUACUUCUGCUGUGGUAAAGAGGGCUUUCGCCAACCGUGUUGCGGCAUGCACAAGCUUUUGA
Messenger RNA from Fusarium verticillioides 7600, 468 nucleotides. RefSeq lists its product as hypothetical. Bases 1 to 468 code for a protein of 155 amino acids. The record is from RefSeq and is a predicted model, not a curated record. NCBI's taxonomy places the organism in Eukaryota, Fungi, Ascomycota, Sordariomycetes, Hypocreales, Nectriaceae. The transcript has a single exon. Gene Ontology annotation, molecular function: hydrolase activity.